CAACACUGCGGUGAAGGAAUUGUCGAUCGUGUAAGUAAGAUUUUGGUAUCUGCACUUUGGAGUGAACGGAUUCCUUGCCCAGCCUUCUUUCCGUCAGUCUGGCCUCGAUUCACUGGGUCUGCGUCAGCCCAGAUCAUGACCGAGGACACGCCGGCCUCGCCCGCCCUCGACCACUUGGGUCCGGGCGUGUCAGCCAAGAUUCGCGACGCCAUCAAGGCCAAACUGGUGGAGUUGGCCGUGUACGUGGACGACGAAUUGCCGGAUUAUAUCAUGGUGAUGGUGGCCAAUCGCAAAUCGCCCGAGCAAAUGAAGCAAGAUCUGGGCUUGUUCCUCAAUGAGCACAACCAAGUGUUUGUCGACUGGCUGGACCACGUUCUCCAGCAGCUUCAAAAAGUGGCUCAAGAAGGGCGAGGCAAGAAGAAAGUGCCCAAGAAAAAGGUCAGGAAAGAAGCGGAAUCACCCGUGCGCAAAACCAAAAAGAAAAAACCCGUGACCCGCUCUGAGCCUGAUCACGAAGAAUACCAUUCUGUGACCGAGGAGGUUCAACAUCGCAAACGGGACACAUCCGGCCGAUCGCGUUCGCGUUCGCGCUCUCGAUCCCCGCGCUUGUCAGAACGCGAUCGGGAUCAUCGCCCGUCCUCGACCCGCCGCCCCGAAUCGCGAGCCAACCACACUCGCGAUAAAGAUUACCGACCGGUCACUCGCGCCGCCAGCCCCGGUCGGCAUUUCUCGUCCCGUCGUCGAUCCGGGGAUCGAUCUCGGGCCUCAUCAGCGCCCCGUCGAGGUCCGAGUUCGGUGGUUGGUGCGGUCAUUUCUCACGAAUCGGACGGGGAAUACGAUCCGGAACAGAUCUUGAAACGGGCUCUAGUGGCGAGCAAGGUUCAAGUGCCCAGGCCUCCUCCACCCGCCGUGAGUGCGAGCAAAAAUCUGGUUCUUAAAGCCGUGGCUGAUGCGGAUCGUUCGCUUAAGCGGCGGCGAAUGGAUGAGCGCGAUCGAGAUCUGAAGGCCGUCCACGAGAAGCGGGCUUUAUUGAGUCAAGCGCGACGAGAAGGAAAUCUAGAUGAUCGGGCAUUGAAGGCUAUCACCCGUGAGCGAUCGCCAUUACCCGUGAAAGCUCCACGAAAACCCGCGUCUUCGCCCGAGCGCCGGAGUCGAUCCUCGAAAAUUCACCGUGAAAGCCGAUCUCGGAAGCGGGUGAAUUCUCCUCCCCGCAUCAAAGGCAUGCGGGCUGAUGAAGAAGAAGAAAAACGACAAAAGCUACAGAAAGCAGCCGCUGUUCAACCGCCUUCCCCACCCCGACCUAGUCCUCCACCUCGUGCUGCUCCCUUGGGCGACUUGGAUCUGAGAUACCAUUUGGGACAACGGAAAUUAGGCACAUCGUUGAACAAACUGGCUCGACAAUCCGGUUUGACCAUCAAAGUGCGGAAUGAUUUACAUCGACAAAACGUGGGUCGGGACCAAGAGCCUCGAGAGCAAGAUAAAGAGGAUGAUUCCAACUUGGAAAGCAUGAGACAAAAAGCGUUGGAAUCGAUGAAAAAGCGUGCCUUGCGCCGCUCUCCGUCCCACGAUGACAAGAAGAUCAUCAUUCCCCUCAACGAGGAUUCCUCCGACGAUGACACGGAUUGUGAUGCGAGUGCGGCCGAGAAAGAAACCGUUGACGGUUCCACCUCUUCCUCCGACUCCCGAGGCCCCAACUUGGCCGUGAAAAAGCAAUCAGCGCCUUCCAAAGAUCCACAAUUCAUCGUCACACUUCAAGGGAUCGACAAGAAGUAUUUCAAGAAAGCCAAAAUCGAGCCGCCGAUCUCUCCUCCAGCCACCAAGCCCGUCAGUCCAACCGAUCAGCCCCAUCAGCCCAAACUUGUGGCCUUGUCUGCUAAGAAGCCGGAAGCCAAAGUGGCCCCAUCCAUUCGAAGUGAAACGAAGCCGUUGAGGAAGCGAAUUACGGCCCCCGAACCCGACCCCGUGGUCUUACCAGUUCCCUCCGCCCCACUGAUCCAACCUAGACUACCCAUCGUAGCCUUUGCGCCCAAGAUGGCCGCCAGCCCCGAUCGACCCGUGUGCAAGUUUUGGCCCAGAUGUACGAGAGGUGAGGCCUGUUUCUUCUUUCAUCCCAAAAGCAAUCCGGCUUCGACGCAUUUUUCGGCGCCGAUCCACAAACCAGCGAUGUCACGGAUUCCUUCCAAGGAGAAACUGACGUGGACUUCAGCCUCGGCUAAGCCUUUAUGAAUAAUGAUAAUAGACGGGAAUGAAAUCUGA
Tigriopus californicus is the source of this 2256-nucleotide messenger RNA. Its product is annotated as zinc finger CCCH domain-containing protein 14-like. The transcript is spliced from 2 exons. Gene Ontology annotation, biological process: regulation of mRNA stability. The coding region runs from base 136 to 2226 and encodes 696 amino acids. NCBI's taxonomy places the organism in Eukaryota, Metazoa, Arthropoda, Copepoda, Harpacticoida, Harpacticidae. Gene Ontology annotation, cellular component: nucleus; cytoplasm. The record is from RefSeq and is a predicted model, not a curated record. Gene Ontology annotation, molecular function: metal ion binding; poly(A) binding.